GCUGAAAGACGGGUUGAUCAAACCGUAGGCGCCAUGAUCAUCAGUUGCACUGCCUUCCGGCGGAGAAAAUAAAUAUGCCAUGAUUUCUCUCUUGAUCAUCCCACCAGACCACAACUUGAGAAACACGUAAACACCACUACACCACAGUCUGAAUUACAUUUCCACAACUCUCGACAUCCUAUUGAGGCUAAACCUUCUAGUAGCUCCAAAAUGCGACCCCCAACGAUCGUUACCUCCUUCAUCUCGCUUCAACCUCUCGAACCCGUUCUCGUCUUCAACGCCGCUGACGACGCCGCCUACUUCCAAACGCACUGCCGCCAGGGCCGUAUUCUCUAUGACCAGAAUCCCCGCUGGGUCUUCCUUCCCAUGCCGGAAGGCCUGUUGCGAGUGAGGACGGCGAGAUUUGGGGACGUGUGCUAUGAGUUUGACAGCCAUAGACAUGCAUCGCAGUUCAACGAGAGUAUCAAAGGGCUGGGGAGGAUCCUUCAAAAUACGAGGGAGAAACCAGUCUGGGAUCGUAGCGUGUAUGUGGGGAAAUCAACAAAGUGAAAGAUACAGUGACCAUGUGGAAAGUGCAAACGAGGGACUGAUCAGGAAUUACCUUGAGAUAACGGAAGGGGAUACCAGGUAUCUUGCUUGGUGAAUGAACUUUAACCAAUUGUGCGAGUUGCUGGAAUGUUUGCACGCUACGAUUUUCGUCUCUUUUAGCUAGGGUAGGAUCCGUGCCUUGGGAUUUGGCGACUUCUUCGUGUGUUGCACUGUGUCCAUAUUGACUAUGACUCUCUACGUGCGUUGGAGCACUCCCGGAAACUGCGGUACGCUCGCGUUGUUGUCUCGUUCACAUCAUGCACAUCACCUCCGUCGUCACACUCUCGCACUUUCACUGUUAGUUACUGCUAUCACUUUACAAACAUCGUCAAAAUGCCAGACUUUACGGUUCAAG
Molecule: messenger RNA, 943 nt
Organism: Lindgomyces ingoldianus
Lineage: Eukaryota; Fungi; Ascomycota; Dothideomycetes; Pleosporales; Lindgomycetaceae
Exons: 2
Coding region: 211-549 (112 amino acids)
Source: RefSeq, a predicted model, not a curated record